AUUAUUAUUAUUUUAUUUGUACCCCAUCCAUCUGACUGGGUUGCCUCAGCCAUAUAUAAAAUGUAACAAAACAUUAAACAUUAGAAAACUUCCCUAUUUAGGAAAUCUUUCCAAAGGUUGUAGAUUUACUUUUCUCCUUGACAUCUGAUGGGAGGGCGUUCCACAGGGUGGGCACCACUACCGAGAAGGCCCUCUGCCUCGUUCCCUGAAACUUCACUUCUCACAGUGAGGGAACUGCCAGAAGGCCCUUGGUGCUGGAUUUCAGUGUCCUGGCUGAAUGACAGAGGUGGAGACACUCCUUCGGGUAUACAGGGCUGAGGCCGUUUAGGGCUUUAAAGGUGUAGGAUAUAUCACCCUCCUGCAAGAUGAGUAACAGCCAUCCACUCCGUCCUUACACAGCAGUAGGUGAAAUAGACCAUGUUCACAUUCUGUCCGAUCAUGUUGGUGUUCUGAUGAAUGGGGAGGAGUACAGUGAUGUUACCUUUAUAGUGGAAAAAAAACGUUUUCCUGCACACAGAGUGAUUCUGGCAGCGAGGUGCCAAUAUUUCAGAGCAUUAUUAUAUGGUGGAAUGCGUGAAUCUCAGCCUGAAGCAGAAAUCCCUCUCCAAGAUACCACUGCAGAGGCCUUUACAAUGUUGUUAAAAUAUAUUUACACAGGCCGUGCCACAUUAAGAGAUGAGAAGGAGGAGGUCCUAUUAGACUUCCUGAGUUUAGCGCAUAAAUACGGAUUCCCAGAACUGGAAGAUUCCACCUCUGAGUAUCUUUGCACCAUCCUUAACAUUCAGAACGUUUGCAUGACUUACGAUGUUGCUAGUCUGUAUUUGCUUCCCAAACUUACAUGUAUGUGCUGCAUGUUUAUGGACAGAAAUGCUCAAGAGGUGCUCUCUAGUGAAGGUUUUCUGUCACUUUCUAAGCCAGCUCUUCUCAGUAUUGUACUGAGGGAUUCAUUUGCAGCACCUGAGAAGGAUAUUUUCCAAGCUUUGAUGAACUGGUGUAAACACAACCCGAAGGAAAAUCAUGCGGAAAUCAUGCAGGCAGUGCGCUUGCCACUGAUGAGUUUGACAGAGCUCUUAAAUGUUGUAAGGCCUUCUGGAUUGCUGUCGCCUGAUGCCAUUUUGGAUGCUAUUAAAGUUCGAUCUGAAAGUCGGGAUAUGGACCUCAACUAUAGGGGCAUGUUAAUACCAGGUGAGAACAUUGCCACUAUGAAAUAUGGAGCCCAGGUAGUGAAAGGGGAAUUGAAAUCUGCUUUGUUAGAUGGAGACACACAGAAUUAUGAUUUGGAUCAUGGAUUUUCCCGACACCCCAUUGAUGAUGACUGCCGUUCUGGUAUUGAAAUUAAAUUGGGUCAGCCAUCGAUAAUUAAUCAUAUACGUAUACUGCUAUGGGAUCGUGAUAGCAGGUCUUACUCCUAUUAUAUUGAGGUGUCCAUGGACGAGCUAGACUGGAUCCGUGUAAUCGACCACUCCAGAUAUCUCUGUCGAUCUUGGCAGAAGCUGUAUUUUCCUGCCCGUGUCUGCAGGUACAUCAGAAUAGUUGGAACACACAACACAGUGAACAAAGUUUUCCAUAUUGUGGCUUUUGAAUGCAUGUUCACCAACAAAACCUUCACUCUUGAGAAAGGCCUGAUAGUUCCCACUGAGAACGUUGCAACGGUCGCAGACUGUGCCAGUGUGAUUGAGGGCGUAAGCCGAAGUCGCAAUGCCUUGCUGAAUGGAGACACAAAGAACUAUGACUGGGAUUCUGGGUAUACAUGCCAUCAGCUAGGCAGUGGUGCUAUCGUAGUGCAGUUGGCACAACCUUACAUGAUUGGAUCAAUUCGGUUACUUCUCUGGGAUUGUGACGACAGAAGCUACAGCUAUUACAUUGAAGUUUCCACUAACCAGCAGCAGUGGACUAUGGUGGCUGACAGAACAAAGGUUUCCUGCAAAUCUUGGCAAGUAAUAACUUUUGACAGACAAGCAGCAUCUUUUAUCAGAAUUGUUGGAACUCACAACACAGCUAAUGAGGUGUUUCAUUGUGUACAUUUUGAGUGCCCAGCUCAAACUGCUGCUCACAAGGAGGAAGGCUGCGAGGAAGACAUGUGCACAAGUGGGCAGCAGCUGGCAUCCCAUCCACCUCGAGCUUCAAGUGCCAGCUCUAUGCACUCUCUCCCAGGAUCCACUUCACACCCAUGAGCUCACCAAGCCUAUAAAGAGCGUGAAUAAAAGUAUUUACGACCCCA
Podarcis raffonei (Aeolian wall lizard) is the source of this 2221-nucleotide messenger RNA. It is a transcript of the gene BTBD9, whose product is annotated as BTB domain containing 9. The coding region runs from base 366 to 2174 and encodes 602 amino acids. NCBI's taxonomy places the organism in Eukaryota, Metazoa, Chordata, Lepidosauria, Squamata, Lacertidae. The record is from RefSeq and is a predicted model, not a curated record. Gene Ontology annotation, molecular function: protein binding. The transcript is spliced from 11 exons. Gene Ontology annotation, biological process: adult locomotory behavior; modulation of chemical synaptic transmission; circadian behavior.